Anguilla rostrata (American eel) is the source of this 1994-nucleotide messenger RNA. RefSeq names its product sirtuin 3 (gene sirt3). Gene Ontology annotation, cellular component: nucleus. Gene Ontology annotation, molecular function: histone deacetylase activity, NAD-dependent; NAD+ binding. Bases 236 to 1372 code for a protein of 378 amino acids. The transcript has 8 exons. The record is from RefSeq and is a predicted model, not a curated record. Lineage: Eukaryota; Metazoa; Chordata; Actinopteri; Anguilliformes; Anguillidae.
UCAUCAGUAGGUCGUGUAAAUAUUGCGUUUUCAGCCGCGACAGAACUGUUUUGCUGGCUGCUGGACGCCCUUAGCACUGAACUCGGGUUUCCAUGUCUGAGGUCAAGCAGCGCAAAUUUCUUGCCAGUGUCUGGUUAGGUUUGCCAGGUUCUGUACAGGGUUGACUGACCAGACGCUUUGCUUUCGAAAGGCGCACUGAUUUUGCCAAGAAUUGAAGGAGUAGGCGAACGGAGCUAUGAGGUGCAUUAUUUUGACGUCUGCCCUCGGUCAGCUGUGUAGGGUGUCAGUUAACCAAAACAUACGAUCCAAGGGAAUCGGUUUGCCAUGUUUAAAAGAAUUGCAACACCGGACAUUGUCAUGUUUUGCCCGAAAACAAACAGGCCUCUUAAAGGACACACACAAACACACCGAAGGCUCUGCUGGAGGUCUGUCACAGACGACUCUCCCAAAUGGGAGCUGGCCAGUGGGCAGCUGCAGGUCUCGGGGGCUGUUUGGGCGGGGGGGAGGUGGUGACCGGGAGAAGCUGAGCCUGGAGGGUGUGGCCCGCGGCAUCAGUGAGGGGGAGUUCCGCAGGAUCGUGGUGAUGGCGGGGGCGGGGAUCAGCACCCCCAGCGGCAUCCCGGAUUUCAGGUCUCCAGGCAGCGGUCUCUAUGACAACCUGCAGCAAUACAACCUGCCGUAUGCGGAGGCCAUAUUCGAGAUAAACUACUUCCACCACACCCCCGAGCCCUUCUUCGCCCUGGCCAAAGAGCUGUACCCGGGGAAUUACCAGCCCAAUGCCACGCACUAUUUCGUCCGGCUCCUGCAGGACAAGAGCCAGCUGCUCAGGAUGUACACCCAGAACAUCGACGGCCUGGAACGCAUGGCUGGAAUCUCUCCCAGUAAGCUGGUGGAAGCUCACGGAACGUUCUCCAUGGCGACCUGCACCGUGUGCCGGAGAGAGUACCCCGGGGAGGAUCUGCGAGCAGACAUAAUGUCCAGCGCGGUGCCGAAGUGCCCCGCCUGUAGAGGGGUCAUUAAGCCCAACAUCGUGUUCUUCGGCGAGGAGUUGCCGCAGAACUUCUUCCUGUAUCUGACGGACUUCCCCCUGGCCGACCUCCUCAUCGUCAUGGGGACGUCUCUGGAGGUGGAGCCCUUUGCCAGCCUGGCGGGCGUGGUCCGGAGCUCCGUGCCUCGCCUCCUGAUCAACCGGGACCCCGUGGGGCCCUUUGCCGGCAGGGCCCUUCGCCACAACGACGUGGUGGAGCUGGGCGACGUGGUGGGCGGGGUGCGCAAGCUGACGGACGCCUUGGGCUGGACGCAGGAGCUGGAGGCUCUAAUGGCGGCCGACAGGGGAAAGAAUCACAAGUCGGAGACAGCCAAUGAGGAGUGAGGGGGGUGUGGCCACGGCCCGGCACACGACAGGAGCACCUGUGUUAUUGGUCUGCCUCGGAGCCGGGAGAACCAGACAGAACCCUGCUGUCGCCCGAAUCACGCGGCCAGCGCCCCUCCACCCCCCUGUCCCCCCUGCCCCCCCCCUCCUGUGUGUGCAGGACGGCUGAAUUCACCUGGUAUGACUCCCCCUGUGUGGGGCGAUAAUGGCGGUAUCGUGUUUUCGAGCGUGCUCGUCCGAAGGACAAAGGGAUGAACCGUGAAAGCUUCCCUCUCCCCCCAGAGGUCAAACUGGAGGCUUCAGUCUGGCCCCACACACACACACUGAUUUAAUCAUCUGCAUUUAAUUCAAUUUCCCCGACCAGAAUGCAGGAAGUCGGACUCAGAACGAUGUUGUUUUUGCCUGUGUCAUAGAUAGAUGAUGUAAUGCGUUCUGUGCUGUAACAGUCACUGGUUGUGAUGUAUCCGUGUCCAGCAACUGGCGAGCAAAAUGGUGUUUUGUGCGUGAGCACUAGGAAAAGAACAGACAGCACAUGGUGGAUGAAAUGAUACAUUUUUAAAAAUAAUCUUACAUUAAACAGGUAACAUAGUAUAAAUAAUUAAAAACAAAGACUUUAUUUAAA